UUUUGCAUUACAGAAUUUACUUACCUCAAUCUAUGAUGGCUGGCGGGAUCUCAUGGACAACAAAUCCGAUCCUAGAACGAGAGAUUGGUUCCUGAUGAGUUCACCAUUUCCCACAAUUGCCAUUAGUAUAACAUAUGCAUAUAUAGUUAAGAUUUUGGGUCCAAAAUUGAUGGAAAACAGAAAACCCUUUGAAUUGCGCAAAGUUUUAGUGGUAUACAAUUUCCUACAAGUUUUAUUCAGCAUGUACCUGUUCUACGAGGCAUCAAUUGGUGGCUGGCUAAAUGGUUAUAGUUUCAGUUGUGAACCUGUCGAUUAUUCAUAUUCACCCAAAGCAAUUAGGACGGCGCGUGGUUGCUGGUGGUAUUUCUUUUCAAAAUUCACCGAAUUCUUUGAUACAUUCUUCUUUGUGAUGCGUAAACGUUACGAUCAAGUCUCGACUCUGCACGUGAUUCAUCAUGGUAUUAUGCCCGUGUCGGUAUGGUGGGGUGUUAAAUUUACUCCUGGCGGUCAUUCGACAUUCUUCGGUUUCUUGAACACCUUCGUUCACAUUAUUAUGUAUACCUAUUAUAUGUUGGCUGCCAUGGGACCCAAAGUACAAAAAUAUUUGUGGUGGAAGAAAUAUUUGACCGUCUUGCAAAUGGUACAAUUCGUUUUGGUUAUGAUCCAUUCAUUCCAGUUGUUCUUCAGAAACGAUUGCAAUUAUCCAAUUGGUUUUGCCUAUUUCAUUGGUGCACAUGCUGUUAUGUUCUAUUUCUUGUUCUCUGAUUUCUAUAAGAAGUCCUAUUUGAGAAGAGAUGCUAAGGUAAGUUGAAAAA
Messenger RNA from Musca vetustissima, 815 nucleotides. RefSeq names its product elongation of very long chain fatty acids protein 7 (gene Elovl7). The coding region runs from base 53 to 811 and encodes 252 amino acids. Gene Ontology annotation, molecular function: fatty acid elongase activity. The transcript has 4 exons. Gene Ontology annotation, biological process: fatty acid elongation, monounsaturated fatty acid; sphingolipid biosynthetic process; fatty acid elongation, polyunsaturated fatty acid. Gene Ontology annotation, cellular component: endoplasmic reticulum membrane. The record is from RefSeq and is a predicted model, not a curated record. Lineage: Eukaryota; Metazoa; Arthropoda; Insecta; Diptera; Muscidae.